Messenger RNA from Toxorhynchites rutilus septentrionalis, 638 nucleotides. RefSeq lists its product as uncharacterized. Gene Ontology annotation, molecular function: zinc ion binding. The coding region runs from base 83 to 637 and encodes 184 amino acids. NCBI's taxonomy places the organism in Eukaryota, Metazoa, Arthropoda, Insecta, Diptera, Culicidae. The transcript is spliced from 3 exons. The record is from RefSeq and is a predicted model, not a curated record.
UUCAUAUUCAGAUUUUCAUCAGGCAUGUGGAGUUUUUAUGUUUGAAAAACAUAUCUUAUUACGGUAAUAGAUUUUAAAAAGAAUGGCGACACCAACAGAUAAAAACUAUACUAUUUGCAGUGUUUGCAAAAAUGAAGUGCUUCCUGAAAUGUGGCAGAUUUGUUUGGUAUGCGAGGAUUAUGAUAUUUGUAGAAAUUGUUUCCUGAAUAAAAGAUACAGCGAGCAUCACAGGUUUUACCAUCCCAUUCAAUUGAUUCCCUCCUCGAUUGAUCUCAAGGACAUGAACUAUCUCAGUUGUCCAUACUGUUGCGAUAGUACAUUCAACGUUGUUGAACUAGCUAAACAUUGUCAACAGUUUCAUGUCGAGGGUGGUCAUAAAGUGCGAUGCCCUAUUUGCGUUGUGAGGCGUACAUUAAACCAUCAAGACCUAUUCGAAGUUCCAUUGCUCGAGCAUCUUAUGAGCGAUCACGAAGAAAUUUUCGUUGAGACGCCCUUCGACGACGAAUGCCCAAUUUGUUUGGAUAGAUUGACGUCAGAUCUAUUUACGUUACGUUGUGGCCAUGUAUUUCAUAAUGAUUGUAUAAGGAUUUGGUUACAGCACGUUAACACUUGUCCUAUGUGUCGCGCAACUUAUUAGU